UUUAAAUGUGUAUUAUUAUAAAAUUUUAUUUGAACAUCGAAGCAAAAAUAAAAUUAUACAUUUUUUUUUAAAUUCAAACUAUUGUUUCAAAAAAUGAAUUUAAAAAAAUUACUUGUAUUAGAAUAACCUAAGCUGUGUGACAAAGCCAUGAGUUUUUCGAUGUUUGUUUAAUUAUUUAAUUUAGACAUUAGGAUACGUUCAUUUUUUUAUUUACCAUGGACUGUGAACUUGAAAUACCAGAAUCCUACAAGAAAAUAAAAACUGUUGCAAUAAGAAGCAUAGGAACUAGCAGCGACACAGUGAUUUGUACAAACGAGAAAACAAUUUUAGCAUUUUAUAAUGGUUGUUUAGUUAAAAGCUGUAAUGUAAAUAUCGAAGCCAACUGUAUGGAACCUUUUAUUAUAUAUGGUCCGAAAAAUGAAUAUUAUUAUAUUUUAUACGGAGAAAACAAAGUUGUUGUUGUUAAAGAAGAAUCAAAUCUUAAGGUUGUUAAGACUUACGAUAAUAUUUGCCAAAUGGUUGUCUGUGAUAAUAUGCAAACCGGCGUACCUCAAUUAUAUUUAAAAUCCAAUAUAGAAUUUGAAUGUGUAGACUUCAGGGAAAAUGAUUAUGAUCUCAACACAGAUAAUACAAAUCAAGAAGUUUCAAUCCUGUACACAUUUUGUGUAAAUAAAUUACAGAAAUUACAACUUUACUCCGAUAACGAGAGAAAAAAAUUAACUCAAAAAAUCAAUUCAUUUAAUAAAGUGUUAAGAGAAGUUUCAAACGAAAACAGUUCACUAGAAAAUUUAAACGAUAAAAUCGAUUUUUCCUCUACUGUCAUUUCAAAGUAUCCGUGGACAAAAUUAAACAAUGAACAAUUGAUGUGUGGAUUUACCUUACAAAAUAAAUCAAAAUUGAAUUUGCCGAUUAUUAAUUUAUUGUUAUUAAAAGAUAAUGAAAUAGUUUGGCCAAAAUUUUGGUACAAAUUUUGGGAAAUUAAGUCUACAAAAACCAGUAUAGAUUUUCACAGCGAAUAUCAAAAUAAUUGUCCAAUGAAUAAUAUUGUCAAAAGUUGUUUGAAUGUAGGCCCAGAACGUUCCGUCAUUGUCACUUGUUCUAUCAAUAAUUGGAGUAACGAACAAUUACCUUAUCAUAUUCACGCAAGAGCGUACAUUUAUAAUAUUAAUAACGAACUUGAAACUCAGUAUAUAAAUAUUGAAAAAUUUAAUAUUACUUCAAAAUUAUUUUUGAGUAAGGAAUUUGAUAUAUUCGUCAACAAUAGUAUUCUCGUGGAGGACAUAAUCUGCAUGUAUUGUACCAAAUCGUCAUGUUGCUACGAAAUCGCGUGCCUAUUGAAUGCAAAAGAUUUCGCCGGCAUACUAAUCGACGAUUUCAAAUUUGUCGAGAACAAUAAAUGGUUUUACCGAAGUGUUUUACCUUGUUUCAAGUCGUUAGUGUGCAAUUUACAUUGCGUUUCGCAUUCGCAAUACGAGUUGAAAUUAUUUUCCGAAUCUUCAGUAAACGCAAGUGUGUUCAUUCAACUGUUGUCGCAGAAAUUACCCGAACACACGGACAUCAGCAAGUCGGACGACCAGGCUUGUUAUAGUUUUGACGCUGACAAUGUAUUGGUAGACCUGAGACAACUGAGAAGCGUACUCAAAGACCAUGUAAACGAGGACGGCACGAUUAUUAUUCCUAGGGACAAGUGGAACUGCACGCGGUCCAAACUGAUGAUUACCUGAUAAUUCGAACAUGUCGCCGCGGUGAUGACGGGUGAUGGACACGGUGGCGCAGACAAUGUGGACGGCGGCGAGUACAAUCACCGGCAAGGACGCGCUUAGCAUCGUCCCAAGUGCGUCAGACGCACCCGACGACUGACUAACCCUCACCACACCAACACUCGGCCAUCAUCCGAAUGACCGUCGUAAGCUAAAAAAAAACAAUCAAUAUAAAUUAUAUUAUAAUUAAAAUAAGAAAUUAAAAUACCGUUCAAAAUAUGAUAAACGUUUGUACGCAUUUUGAAAUUCUUGUAGGCGACCAUACAGAAUUUU
Adelges cooleyi (spruce gall adelgid) is the source of this 2033-nucleotide messenger RNA. RefSeq lists its product as uncharacterized. The record is from RefSeq and is a predicted model, not a curated record. Bases 216 to 1724 code for a protein of 502 amino acids. Lineage: Eukaryota; Metazoa; Arthropoda; Insecta; Hemiptera; Adelgidae. The transcript is spliced from 10 exons.